This is a messenger RNA of Racocetra persica, 356 nucleotides long. The record is from the annotation of a GenBank genome assembly. Lineage: Eukaryota; Fungi; Glomeromycota; Glomeromycetes; Diversisporales; Gigasporaceae.
UUGUUGAUCAUCCAUCCGAAGUUUAUAGGAUACCUGAUACUCAUGAAUACAUCGAUGAGAGUCUGCCUCUUCGCCUAGUUCUGGAUAUCAACACGAGGCAAAAACCUGAUACCAUAAAUCCCAAACACCCUUUCUUAGAUGAAUAUAAAAUUUCUCGUAAAGAUUUAUUAUCCAAAAUCUUAAUUGCCUGUGCUGAUAUUUUAUACUUUGAUUUAAAACAUCUUGUAACUUUAAAUGCUUUCACUUUAGCCAGUUCAUCUAAUGCCGAUAAAUGCAGUUGGCAUAUUGUAUAUAAUUAUGCAUGUUUUGUUAACUACAGAGACCUUAGAGGAUUUGUAGAAAAAGUUGCUGAUAGG